AUGCCAAUCAAGUUCUCCAAAGAUGUGUCUACCCACUUGUUCAAGUACAUCAGAACGAUUGAUAUAAAGUUCAAUGCCUUGGAUGCACGGGCGACAUCAGCCAAGGAACUCAUCCGACGAAUGAAGGCACCGCGAUUUAGCAAAGCCAAUUCCAAACUCAAAGUUCUGGUAGACGUCAACUCCAAACCAGAUCCUCCGUCUGUACUGUUCAAGAUGGUGGACGAGUCAGAGCUAUUCUUUGACAGCCGAGAGUUCGAUAUCGAAGAAAUGAUGUUCAAGGUCCAUCUGACAACCAUGCAGCUUGAUAAUCAGUUCGAAAUUGACGGGAAAGAUAUUGAUGAAAUCGACUAG
Seminavis robusta is the source of this 351-nucleotide messenger RNA. The record is from the annotation of a GenBank genome assembly. NCBI's taxonomy places the organism in Eukaryota, Bacillariophyta, Bacillariophyceae, Naviculales, Naviculaceae.